CGGGAACCCCGCGAGGCGGUGCGGGCUUAUCUUCAUGUGUUCCCGCCCCUCGAUAAGAGUCGAACGCCCGAGUCAGAGCAGGUCCGCCGCGCUGGUCAAGUGCUCUCUCUACUCACGAUUUCGAAAAGAGAGCUUCCUUGGCUUCUCACAAACAUCUGUCGCGGGUGUGUGUGGCCUGAGAGCAGGGGACCCAGGAGUGACUGGGGAGCCAUGGAGACAGCUGGGAAAGAGGGCAUCAGUGUUGAAGAUGAAGCUGUUGAUAAAACCAUUUUCAAAGACUGUAGCAACAUUACUUUCUACAGGCGUCAGAAACAACAACUCUCCAAGAAUAACACCUACCGGGCAUUAUUAGACUCAGUCACAACAGGCAAAGACAGCACUAAGUUCCAAAUCAUCAAUGAAGUAACUAAGAUUCCUCUCCUGGCUGAAGUUUAUGGUAUAGAGAGAAACAUUUUUAGGCUUAAAAUCAAUGAAGAGACUCCACUGAAACCGAGAUAUGAAGUUCCUGAUGUCCUUACCAGCAAGCUAAGCACUGUAAGGUUGAUCUCAUGCUCUGGGGAUACAGGCAGCCUGAUAUUGGAAGGUGGAGAAAGAGAUCUGAAGUGUCAGAUCAUAGCAAAUCCAUUCAAGAUAGAGUUGCUAUCUGAGAAAGAAGUUGUGAUCAGCAUAAAUUCCCUAGGCCAGUUAUAUUUUGAGCACCUACAGAUUCCUCACAAACAAAGAGCUACCACUGAAAGAGAGGAGCAGGUACCCGCUGACACCUCUCAGGAAAGUCAAGAGGAUCUAGGCCUAUGGGAAGAGAAAUUUGGAAAUUUUGUAGAUGUCAAAGCUAAUGGUCCUACCUCCAUUGGUUUGGAUUUCUCCUUGCAUGGAUUUGAACAUCUUUAUGGAAUUCCGCAACAUGCAGAAUCACACCGACUUAAAAAUACUGAGGAUGGAGAUGCUUAUCGUCUUUAUAAUCUGGACAUCUAUGGAUAUCAAAUACACAGCAAAACAGGAAUUUAUGGCUCAGUGCCAUAUCUGCUGGCACAUAAACUGGGCAGGACUAUAGGUAUUUUCUGGCUGAAUGCUUCUGAAACACUAGUGGAGAUCAACACAGAGCCUGCAGUAGAGUACACAUUUACUCAGAUGGGCCCAGCUGCUGCUAAACAAAAGGUCAGACCUCGAACAGACGUGCGCUGGAUGUCAGAAAGUGGAAUCAUUGAUGUUUUCCUUUUGACAGGACCUACACCUUUUGAUGUCUUCAAGCAGUACUCAUUUCUUACAGGUACACAAGCCAUGCCCCCUCUCUUCUCUUUGGGGUACCACCAGUGUCGUUGGAACUAUGAAGAUGAGCAGGAUGUAAAGGCAGUGGAUGCAGGAUUUGAUGAGCAUGACAUUCCUUAUGAUGUCAUGUGGCUGGACAUUGAGCAUACUGAGGGCAAGCGGUAUUUCACCUGGGACAAGAAAAGAUUCCCAGCCCCCAAAAGGAUGCAAGAGCUACUCAGAAACAAAAAACGUAAGCUUGUAGUCAUUAGUGACCCACACAUCAAGGUUGAUCCUGACUAUUCAGUGUAUGCUAAGGCCAAAGAACAGGGCUUCUUUGUGAGGAAUCCAGAAGGGGGCGACUUUGAAGGAGUAUGCUGGCCUGGUCUCUCUUCUUAUCUGGAUUUCACCAAUCCCAAAGUCAGAGAGUGGUAUUCAGGUCUUUUUGCUUUCUCUGCUUAUCAGGAAUCUACGGAUAUCCUCUUCAUUUGGAAUGACAUGAAUGAACCCUCAGUCUUUAAAGGGCCAGAGCUAACUAUGCAAAAGAAUGCCAUUCAUCAUGGUGGCUGGGAGCAUAGAGAACUGCACAACAUCUAUGGUUUUUAUCAGCAAAUGGCUACAGCAGAGGGACUAACACAGAGAUCUAAAGGGAAGGAGAGACCCUUCGUUCUUUCACGUUCUUUCUUUGCUGGAUCACAAAAGUAUGGUGCAGUAUGGACGGGUGACAACACGGCAGAAUGGAGUUACCUGAAAAUUUCUCUCCCAAUGUUACUGACUCUCAGCAUUACUGGGAUCUCUUUCUGUGGAGCUGAUGUAGGUGGCUUCAUUGGGAAUCCAGAGGCAGAGCUGCUUGUGCGUUGGUACCAGGCAGGAGCCUACCAGCCUUUCUUCCGUGGUCAUGCUACAAUGAAUACCAAGCGAAGAGAACCCUGGCUAUUUGGGGAGGAACACACCCAGUUCAUCCGAGAAGCCAUCAGAGAGCGCUACACCCUCCUGCCCUAUUUAUAUUCUUUGUUCUAUCAUGCCCAUGUGGCUUCCAUACCUGUCAUGAGGCCUCUGUGGGUAGAGUUCCCUGAUGAAUUAGAGGCUUUUGGUGUAGAAGAUGAAUACCUGCUGGGAAGUGCUUUAUUAGUACAUCCAGUCACAGAAGCAAAAACCACAAUGAUAGAUAUAUUUCUGCCAGGACCUAAUGAGAUCUGGUAUGAUUCUAAGACAUUUGCUCAUUGGAAAGGAGGACACACUGUGAAGAUUCCAGUAGCCUUGGAUACUAUACCAGUGUUUCAACGAGGUGGAAGCGUGGUGCCAAUAAAGACAAUGGUAGGAAAGUCCACAGGUUGGAUGGCUAAUUCCCCAUACGGACUCCGGGUUGCUCUAAGCACUAAGGGUUCUGCUAUGGGAGAGUUAUAUCUUGAUGAUGGCCAUUCAUUCCAGUACCUCCACCAGAAGCAAUUCUUGCACAGGAAGUUUUCAUUCUGUUCCAGUGUUUUGAUCAACAGGUGUGCUGAUGAAAAGGGUCAUUAUCCCAGCAAGUGUGUGGUUGAGCAGAUCCUGGUCUUAGGCUUCAGGAAGAAGCCAUCUUCCGUGAUCACCCAUUCAUCUGAUGGUAAGGAUCAGCCUGUGGCUUUUACAUAUUGUGCCAGAACAUGUACCCUGAGCCUGGAGAAGCUUUCCCUGAACAUUGAUGCUGACUGGGAGGUUCACAUCAAAUGACAAAAAAGUGCCCCGCUGAUGCACACAGGAAGCUCCCUGCCCCUGUCCACCUUUCUUUUGGCCUUUUUUUUUUUUUUUUUUUUUUUUUGAGAUUUAUGUUGCAAUCUAGUUGGCUUCUUUGGCUGAAAUAAUCUUUCACUAGUUUUUAGCAUACUAAUGAACAAUAGGUUUUAUAUUUCAACCAGGCCCAAUUUUUGGCACAGAGAAAAAAGAGGCAGGAAGAUUAUGGCUUUGAAGCCAGCAUUGUUUACAUAGUGAAAAACUGUCUCAAAAAAUGAAAGGAAGGAAGGAAGAAAAGAGGAAAGAAUG
This is a messenger RNA of Dipodomys ordii (Ord's kangaroo rat), 3264 nucleotides long. It is a transcript of the gene Ganc, whose product is annotated as glucosidase, alpha; neutral C. Gene Ontology annotation, biological process: N-glycan processing; carbohydrate metabolic process. The transcript has 25 exons. The record is from RefSeq and is a predicted model, not a curated record. Lineage: Eukaryota; Metazoa; Chordata; Mammalia; Rodentia; Heteromyidae. Gene Ontology annotation, molecular function: alpha-1,4-glucosidase activity; carbohydrate binding. The coding region runs from base 211 to 2955 and encodes 914 amino acids.